UCAAAAGGGCCUGGACCAGAACGAGGGAGGGGAUAUUUUUCAAAAGUAGCUGAAUUGAGAUGGGGAGUUUACGAGUGGCACGUUAAUGCACCACUGUAGCUUUUACUUUCGACGCUUUGUAGGAUUUGCACUCGUCAGGUAAAAGAAAACAGGUCGGGGAGGAACAGAAACGUAGCCGGAUCGGUUUUGUGUUCUAUUUACGCUGUGAAAGUGCUGUUAAGUUGGGGGAAGCCAUGUUGAGGUUCUUCAUAUUCGGCGUCCUAAUCGCGUCCACAGGAAAGCCUGUGAACGGCACGUGUAAUGUUGAGAUGAGCCCUCCAAAAGUUAUGGUGAAAUUUGGAGACUCCUUCACAGCCAACUGCACCUCACUGUACAGUGAGAUUGCAGGAAUUGGCUGGGAGUCCACAUAUGGAGGAAUAGGCCUUCAGAGUGGGAUUUCGACUCUCCCCUUCAAAAUUGACGUUGUGAAAGACUGGGACAUACAACCGAUCUGUUACGUCACUCUGCCUGAUGGUGAUCAGUGUUUAGAACCUCUGCCAGUCACUGUUUACCAAAUUCCAGAGAGUGUGUCUAUAGCUCAGCCCCUCAGUGCUGGUCCCAUGGUGGAGGGCAAACAGUAUCACAUACAGUGCAACAUUGUUAACGUUGCACCUGCAAGCCUCCUCUCCGUGUACUGGCACAAAGGCGAUAAGAUAAUCUCUCAUGAGACUUUUAAAGAAUCCGCUCAGUCUCCAGUCAGUAAGUCAUCCAUCCUCAAUCUGACUGCUCAAAGGGAUGAUGAUGGCAGUCAGAUCUGGUGUGAAGCAAAGCUAAACUUGGGGCCAGGGGAGUUAAAUCAUCCUGCAAUGCAAUCAAAGUCACAUGAAAUGGCUGUACUCUACCCUCCAGGCUUCAUCAAUCCUGAAAUGGAGACGGUGGAACUCCCAGAUCGUAAAAACGUAACAUUAUAUUGCAACGCCACAGGAAACCCGGUGCCAGUCUACAGCUGGGAUGUCCCACAAGCCGUACAAGAGACGAGCAAGAAAGAGGAUAUGAACAAACCCUUUUUGAUCCCGUUCUUUCAGCUUCCAGGGAACUAUAGCUGUAAAGCGUCCAACAGUCAGGGCACCCGCAUCAAAUAUUUCACCGUCAUCGAGGCUCCAAGGGAUCGCACAACCCUCGCAGCCAUAAUUGGAGUAUUUGUGGCCCUUGGAGUCCUGCUCUUCAUUGGCGGUGCACUUUUUGUGACGCGCGAUGGAACAUUUUCUUGCAACCAAAGCAAAUACCUCAGAGGACAACCUUCAGGAGCUGUAUGAGGCUGACUUUUUGUUUUUAAAUUAAAUUUUGCAUGCCAGUAUGAUGCAAAUGUUGUGCUUGAAGGCAAAUAUCAGGCCCAUGUCUCUUAACCGCUGAGGGGCAUUGUCUAUUCUGCUCAUGCAGCUGGUGUGCUCUUGCUCAUGCUUGGCCAUGGUACCUUUAAAAAAUGCAUAAUCUCAUCAGCUGCUGUAUUUAAAGCUCCACUAAUCAAUACUGUUGUUUGAACAAGCUGUAAAUGUACUGUCCAGUGUGUUUAAAUGCACCAUAGUAGCUUUGUUAAUGUAAAUCUGCAUAUAAAUGCCGCCGUGAGUGUGAGUAAUCCCAUUUCUCCCCUACCACAACCUUUCAUUGGAAGCAUGACUCAGUCAUUUUAAAUACAGGAGUGAUGCACUUCCCGAGCUUUUUCCGGACAGCUUUUUCCCACAGCUACUUUCUGUUUCAGUUUUACUCUGACUUUGGCUCGAGUCACUUGGCUUAUGCAUCCUGGGUAUGCGGAGUAACCUCUUAUUUCAUGGUACCGGUGCUAUCCCGUCCAAAAUCUUUGUCCGGAUCAUUCGCUCACAUCCAAAGCUGACUGAGCUGGUCACUUAAGCGCAUUUAAACACACUGAAAGAACCAAAUUGGUGUUGAACCCAGGGGCAUUAACACCUACCUCUGAGUGCUUCUUCUCGCUCAUUGUUUUGAUUUUGUGGCUUUCACAUUUACUGUAUGGUUUGAUUUGAGCUGCUCUGAGCAUGUUCGCAGUCAAAAAGCUCUGAUAAACUCACUGUGUGCUACCUGUGGAAUGUAUUUACACUACCGUAAAAGUCUGGGGUCACUGAGAAUUGUCCAUAUUUUUUAAAGAAAAUAAUUUUUUUUCAAUGAAGAUAACAUUAAAUGAAUCAGAAAUACAGUCUAGACAUUGUUAAUGUAGUAAAUGACUAUUCUAGCUGGAAACGGCUGAUUUUUAAUGGAAUAUCUACAUAGAGGAACUUUUCCAGCAACCAUCACUCCUGUGUUCUAAUGCUACAUUGUGUUAGCUAAUGGUGUUGAAAGGCUCAUUGAUGAUUAGAAAACCCUUGUGCAAUUAUGUUACCAUAUGAAUAAGUGUGAAUGUUCAUGGAAAAUAUGUCUGAGUGAUCCCAAACUUUUGAAAGGUUGUGUACACAUCUUGGACGCAUUAGCAGCGAUACAUUUCUAAGGCCCUAAUUGAUUGAGCUUUAACGCCCAUGUCGCCAUACAGUUAUUUCCUUGAGUGUAAAUUUUUAACAGCCAACAGCUGGAAUAGCUUUUAUUUUUUGAUAAAUUAAUGGUAGCACGAGUACCUUGUGUAUUUAACAGUAAAAUCACCAGUCAGGUUGUCCUUGGUACAUUUAAUUUAUUUAUUUACCAAAAAAAAACAGCUUUUGCACAAUGGACUAGAUUAUUGUUGUUAUAAUCUUUAUUAUUAUUAUUAUUAUUAUUAUUUUGGCCAUUUUGUGCCUUCAUUAGACAUUCAACAAUGCACAGAGACAAGAAAUAGGAGGGAAAAAAGCACAGUAAUGACACUAAAUGGUAAAUGCUACAAGGUCCAAAGACCCAAAGCAGUGACUCACUGCUCAAGCGAAAUGGAAUUGCUCAUUAUCAUGUUUUCAUUCAUUUUGUUUGUCUUUAUUAUGAACACUAACAACACACCCAAGUACGGCUACACUACUUACUUACAUGGCAUGUAAUGUUGAUAAUGAGUUUAUUUUUUUAAUUCUUUACUUAAAAAAAAAAAUUCCUCAUUUCAUAUUCUGUAAAAUUAUUUUGCAAUUUGAUGUUUUUUUGAUGCACUGGUACCUUGAAUGUUGAAUUAUUUUUGCACUGAACAGACUGGCUAUUGUCAUUUCUACUUUGUAAUGUGCGACAACAGUUUGUUGCUUUAUUGAGUCUACCUGAAUUAAAUGACAAUAAAAACCAGUCUAAUGUA
Acanthochromis polyacanthus (spiny chromis) is the source of this 3226-nucleotide messenger RNA. Its product is annotated as cell adhesion molecule 3-like. Gene Ontology annotation, molecular function: integrin binding. The record is from RefSeq and is a predicted model, not a curated record. The coding region runs from base 234 to 1295 and encodes 353 amino acids. The transcript has 5 exons. Lineage: Eukaryota; Metazoa; Chordata; Actinopteri; Pomacentridae. Gene Ontology annotation, biological process: cell adhesion.